UCAUCAGAAGGUAGUAGUCGAUCGAGACCCAACAUGUCAGUAACCAAGUUCUGGGAUGCUGUAUCUGCUAACACUCAUUCAACUUCCCAAGGUAGUCCUACUAUCAAACAAGAUCCACGAAGGCGACGACCACGGCCUUGGUGGGUUAUAAUAUCCUUCUUGAGACUGUGUAUAGAGGCGUGUCGAUGGUUAAUCAUUCCUCUAUUGGGGUUAGCACCAAUACUAAUGAGGCCCUUUACUCUCCCAGCCCUUAUAGUAUGUCUAGUUUUAGCUACUUAUUUGGUGGUUACUGGUGAUAGAUAUCGUCCUAAUGGUAAAGCUACACCAGGUAUAGAGGGCCACACUGAAGGCACCCAGUUUGGUAAACUAAUAGAAGAGCUGCUAGAGUCUAGAGCAAGAGCCUUCAAGCCAACACCAUAUGCUGCUAUCAAUGGUCAUCUGGCUACUGCUAUACCUUAUCUUACUUAUCGUUAUAAGAAGCCUAAUCUCAAGAGGAGAUGGAUGUACACUAUCGAUGGACAAUCUGUGGCAUUAGAUUGGUGUCUUCCUCCUCCUACAGGCAAUGUAAAGGGUAUAGUCAUUGUUUUAGCUGGUAUUAAUGGUAGCUCUACAGAGAGUUAUGUAUGUGAUCUCAUAGAGAAGGCCACCUCCCAAGGGUAUGCUGUAUGUUGUUUGAUAAGUAGAGGGGCGUGUGGUACGACAGUGGUAGGUGGACCUGAGGAAGAGCCUUGUGGAUCUAGGGUUAGUGAUGUUGAACAAGUUAUCAAUAUAUGUCAUGAUGUUGUUACUGGUAGUAGUAGUAGUC
Messenger RNA from Perkinsus marinus ATCC 50983, 805 nucleotides. RefSeq lists its product as hypothetical. Gene Ontology annotation, molecular function: monoacylglycerol lipase activity; short-chain carboxylesterase activity. The record is from RefSeq and is a predicted model, not a curated record. The transcript has a single exon. The annotation marks the transcript as partial. Lineage: Eukaryota; Perkinsozoa; Perkinsida; Perkinsidae.